AUGGCGUCUCGACAGCCAGCCCGCUGGGCAGCCGCCCUCAGCAGAAGCUCCCCCUCCCUCCUCCACCCCAGCAACCCACGAAUCCUCAUCACAGAACGACACACGCUGCUCCCGCGCACAGCCCAACGGGGCGUCAAGUACGGGUGGUCGACCAUAGACCGGCGAACCAAGCCCAAGCGAUUCAACCAGGUAUCCUCGGGGCUGCCGGCGCCGACGACGGGCCCCGCGGCGGCCCUCGAGCGCAAGUCGCAGUCGACGCCGCUGCGGACGGGCGUGCUGGCGGUCAAGAAGGGCGUGUCGGCGAUGUACACGGCGAAGGGGAUGCGGAUGCCGUGCACGAUCCUGCAGAUGGACCAGGUGCAGGUGGUGGCGGCCAAGACGCGCGAGAAGAACGGGUACUGGGCCGUCCAGCUCGGCUGCGGCCAGAAGGAGCCCGGCAACGUGACGGCGCCGCUGCUCGGCUACUUCGAGGCCAAAGGGGUCGCCCCCAAACGGCACCUCGCCGAGUUCAAGGUCCGCGGCGAGGAGGGUUUGUUGCCGGUCGGCGUGCAGCUGCAGCCGGACUGGUUCAAGGUGGGCCAGUACGUCGACGCGCGGAGUAAUAGCCGGGGCAUGGGGUUCGCGGGCGGCAUGAAGAAGCACGGGUUCAAGGGCCAGGAGGCGAGCCACGGUAACUCGAAGAACCACCGGACGAUUGGUACGACGGGCCCGAGCCAGGGCGGCGGCUCGCGCGUGCACCCGGGCAAGAAGAUGCCGGGGCGCAUGGGCAACGAGCGGGUGACGGUGCAGAACCUGCGGGUGCUGAAGGUGGACAACGAGAUGGGGAUCGUGGUCAUCAACGGGCACGUGGCCGGGCCCAAGGGCUGCAUCGUGCAGAUCGCCGACGCCGUCAAGAAGGACCCGCCGCCCGAGACGUUCAUGGCGAAGAUGCGGAGGCUGUUGUUGGAGCGCCACCCGGAUCACGAGGCGAGGCUGCAGUCCGCGCGCGAGGCGCACGUCGCGCUCAAGACGAUGCGGAAGGAGGGCAAGAUUGGAGAUGCGAUGGCUAUGGCGCGCGCUAUGGUUAUUCUCCGACGAAUACUAAAGCUCAUGGCGGAAUAUCUGCCCUGCUUCUUGUGUUCCGUCUCCCACCUUUUACUUCAAGUCCGGAUAUUCAAGGUAGUGUGUGUUAUAUCAUGGUAUCGAAGUCGCGUAACAUCAGAACUAAGCCAAGUCCUGAGCAAUCCGCCUGUGUCCAGCUGA
This is a messenger RNA of Annulohypoxylon truncatum, 1242 nucleotides long. RefSeq names its product translation protein. Gene Ontology annotation, molecular function: structural constituent of ribosome. The record is from RefSeq and is a predicted model, not a curated record. Gene Ontology annotation, cellular component: mitochondrial large ribosomal subunit; ribosome. The coding region runs from base 1 to 1242 and encodes 413 amino acids. The transcript is spliced from 2 exons. NCBI's taxonomy places the organism in Eukaryota, Fungi, Ascomycota, Sordariomycetes, Xylariales, Hypoxylaceae. Gene Ontology annotation, biological process: translation.